CUAUAAAAAGUGUACGCUCAACAGUUGCCAGUAGCAGGUGAUGCAUUGAUGUAAAAACACGUGCUAAAAAGCGUAGAGCAACCAAAAUAAACACCAGAUAGUAAGCUUUGUGCAAAGCAUUUUCUCGCUUAUACAUUAACAUAAAACCAUAACAACAAAUCAAAAUGUCUGGAAAAACUGACGCCCAGACAAUACGCAAAUACUAUAAUGUCGCAUUGGAAUUGGUAAUGAAAUGUCGUCCAAUAGCAAUGGAAGGUUAUGAGAAAACCGAAGCUGUCUUUGAAACAAAAGCAGCUUACUUUGAUUUGGUAACAGAAUAUGAUAAAAAAUUGGAGUAUCUACUCAGCAUGGAGUUGCAAAAAGCCUUUCCCGAAUCAAAAUUCAUUGGUGAGGAAGAUAUGGCGGAUAAGAAGAAGAAGCCAGAGCUGACAGAUGCACCCACAUGGAUAAUUGAUCCCAUAGACGGAACAACAAAUUUCAUACACCGUUUUCCUAAUUGGUGUAUUUCAGUCGGUUUGACAAUACGCAAGGAAUUAGUGGUGGGUGUAGUGUAUUUACCAGCGGUAAAUGAAAUGUACUCGGCGUGGAUAGGACAUGGCGCUUAUCUUAAUGGGCAGCCUAUCAGUGUUAGCAAGUGUACUAAUAUCAAAAGCGCUGUUAUAGGGGCAGAAAUGUCACUUAUUGUGCCGGUACCUGUGCGAGAUAAAAAUGUUAAGCGCCUGUGUAAGCUAGCAUCGAAUUGCAGUGGUUGUCGUGGGUUAGGCAGCGCCGCUGUAUCCCUUUGCUAUGUGGCACGUGGCAGCAUUGAUUGCUUUUUCGUAGAGGAUUUGCAAGCAUGGGACAUUGCUGGUGGUGCCUUGAUAAUACGCGAAGCUGGUGGCUAUGUAUGCCAUACAAAAGGUGGCGAAUUUUCAGUAUUAAAACCCGAUUGUAUAGCUGCAGCAACACCUGAACUAGCUAAGGAUGUGAUAGCAUUGAUCGAGGAAGCUGAUCAGUUGACCGAAUUUACUUUUACGUGAAUAACUGCUAGUGAAUGAUAACACAAGCGAAAACCACCACAAUAUUGCCAAAUAAAUACAGUGAAUGUGUAAGGUAUCUAAUUUUCAUCAGAAAGUGCUAAAAUUUAAGAAAUAAUAAAUAAAAAAUAACUUUAAAAAAAAUUGUAA
This is a messenger RNA of Rhagoletis pomonella (apple maggot), 1166 nucleotides long. RefSeq names its product inositol monophosphatase 2-like. Lineage: Eukaryota; Metazoa; Arthropoda; Insecta; Diptera; Tephritidae. Gene Ontology annotation, biological process: phosphatidylinositol phosphate biosynthetic process; inositol metabolic process; signal transduction. Bases 165 to 1019 code for a protein of 284 amino acids. The record is from RefSeq and is a predicted model, not a curated record. Gene Ontology annotation, molecular function: inositol monophosphate 1-phosphatase activity. The transcript has 3 exons.